Molecule: messenger RNA, 5186 nt
Organism: Anguilla rostrata (American eel)
Lineage: Eukaryota; Metazoa; Chordata; Actinopteri; Anguilliformes; Anguillidae
Product: ankyrin repeat domain-containing protein 12-like
Exons: 20
Coding region: 2105-4369 (754 amino acids)
Biological process (GO): glycerophospholipid catabolic process
Cellular component (GO): nuclear envelope; nucleoplasm; cytosol
Molecular function (GO): calcium ion binding; calcium-dependent phospholipid binding
Source: RefSeq, a predicted model, not a curated record
CACGCCCAGGGCGGGGGAUUGAACCAGCAACCCUCCGACUGCUAGACAACCGCUCUUACCUCCUGAGCUAUGUUGAAUGGUCCUACUGCACACCAUUCAGAACCUGUAUGACUGAAUUCCACGAAAGAUUGAAGCUAUUCCAUCAUUUGGUCCAGCCCCUGUAACUACUAGGGCAGAGACAGCGAAUUUGCAAGGCCAAAUUCCCCAGGGAGCCUACUUAUGAAAAUGGGUCAUAUAUUCUGAGCAGAGUAUUUGCCAUGUAAAUGAAUGUUGGAUACUCCCCAUUUAUGAAGCCCUCUCUCCCCUUUCAAGUCAGGAACACAAAGGUUGUUUUGAAAAAAUAUUGAUUGAUUGUAUCUAUGUUGAUAUCAGGGAAAUAAAUUCCACACAUGGGUUUGUAAAUGUACUCUGGCACUGCAAUGUUAUGGAUGAAUAACUAAUGAAGAUUAUUUUUAACCUGCUGGGACAAAUUAGCUCACCUAAGAGAAUGUUCUUCCCACUCUCAGAAAUCUGAGAUAUAAGAGAGAGAUAUAAUAGAAGAAUAUUAUUAUAUUUGUAAUAAAUGUAAACCACAUCAUCACAAAUGCUCCAGGCCCACAGACACCUCCACAUUGGACACUUAGCUACAUCAGCCAAUAAAAACAUUGGACAUGUAUGCAAAAUGGGCAUGCAUAUAUUUUAAAGAACGUAAUGAAUUUAAUGAAAGAUGAUAGAUUAAAUGGUUAGAUGAAAAAACACAGGGCCAAGUUACGUUAAAUAAUUUAGGGUAGCAGCAUUGCUUUAUAAUAUGGCUUGUUUAAUUUGUGUGAGCUAAAAUAGCCUUGUAACUUGGCCUAAUUUUGAUAUUGCUACUUUUAAUGGCAGGCCUAGAUUUAGAAUGUUUUAAUGGCUUAUAGACAGUGCUUUGUAUUUGUGAGUAACUUUUUUUUUUUGUAUGUUGAAAACGUGUUUUUCUUCAGGUCUCGUUUUACUAUAGCAGAUGCAGUUAUUUAACAAGUAUGUGUGAUUUAUGCAUGUAUGUCUGAUGUCAGUUAAACACAAACACAUCAGUGAGGAAGUGCUGUAAAAAAAUAUGGAAUUUGAAUUUAUCGAGCCACGUCCUGACGGAAGCAAAUUACAGCUGGAAACAAAUUACCUGAAAGAGAUCACGAAAGAAAGAGAGAAAUAGAAUGAGAGGUGAGUUUACCUGACAGUCGGUUCAUGUUCUAAUUCAAAUCCAUCUUACAUUAAAGUCACAAGAUAUUUGAAAGAGAGGAAGCCUGAUUCCAUGACUACAUAAUGAUAUGUGUUCUCCCACAUAAUACAACACUAUUCAUCUGUGAUGAAGAAAAUUUUUUUAUGCCAGGGGCAGUGCUGUGGCACACUUAGCAUGGGAAAUACGGAAUUUAAGGAAAGGUAUUCUUUGUAUCUGAGUCACCUACCCUUUGAAUGCACCUGCUCUGAUAAAAUAACCUUUUUUGGUACAUACACAAUGCGUGAAUAUUUUCCAUAUUACUGAUGUCUUCAGGCUUUCAGGUUUGCUGAGUGCAUAUUGUAAAUGUUCUCACCACCCUGUUCUUUUAUAUUUUGAAAUAUUUUCAUAUAUCGCAAUGACAUCACUACUAUGACAGAGUGCCUGUUUCAGCCACUUUCUCAAAAGUUCCAACAUCAGUCGAUGGAAAAUGGACACAGGAAACAGUUAUGAAUCUUGCCAAGAGAGAAAGUAACAGCAAUAUCUCAAGACGAAUACUAGAGAGAAAAAUAAGACAUUGUGGAUACCUGUUUACAUUGACAAUUCUUUGCUUAUGCCGAUCAUUUCCCAUUCAGUAUGAAAAUAUGAAAAUUAGCACAUUCAAAUUGCAUAUCCUUUGGGGAUACAGGUUUUAAAUUCCAGACAAAGCAUGUUGAAUGCAGGUUUUUUAAUUUUUUAGAAACAGUCACAUGGAAUUUCUUGCGAAUUGUUCCCUCCCACAAAUUGCAGGAGGUGACACAUUUCUAGCCAUAUAUAAGUAGAUAUUCAGGUAAUUUCAAUUGCCAACACAGCACUAGUGUCUAGUCUAGAGUUUAGUGUACCUGUGGUAAUUUGUCCAGAACGGAUUGACACCAGGCAAUUCGAGUUUGAAAGAUGUGGUUUCUUAAAGAAUCAUCUGAAAGCAAGGAACGUGUUCGGCUUUCUAAGUCACUCAGUGAAGGAGAGGUUAAAUAUGUGCAAGAGAGAAUGGUGAUUGUUGAGAAAUGCCUAAAGGACCAUGGAAUCAAAUGUGGAUCGAAUAAUGUCCCUCGCAUUGCUGUUCUGGGUUCAGGUGGGGGGCAGAGGGCCAUGGUUGGCCUACUGGGCUGCCUGGACCAGAUGUAUCAUGCAAAGCUACUUGACUGUGCCCUCUACCUGUGCGGAGUCUCGGGAUCAACCUGGUGUAUGACCUCAAUGUAUGAAGAUCCUGCCUGGUCCACAAAAGUUCCCAGUAUAAUUGAAAGUCUGGUCAAGAGAUUAACAGAGACUGAUAUCGAUCUGUCAGAAUUAACAAAUUGGUUGUCUCAAGCAAUUGAAGAUGAAAACUUCUCCCUAACGGACUUCUGGGCUGCUACUGUAGUUUAUGGCUUUGUGAAAAAGAUAAACACCACCUGUCUCUCAGAUUUGAAAAAUAUGAAACCAACAAACCCAUACCCCAUCUACACGGUGAAUGACCAGGGUCUAAAAGACAAGGGGGAUAAAGUAGCCUGCUGGUUUGAGCUCAGUCCUCAUGAAGUUGGUUAUUCUCAUCUGGGCGCCUAUGUGGACACGUCCACCUGCAGGAGCCAGUUUGAAGGCGGGGUGCUCAAGCAGAGAACCUCAGAGAGGGACAUGCUGUAUUUGCAAGGUCUGUGUGGCAGUGCACUGGCAGAUGGGGAGGAAAACGUCAACCAUAUUAAGAACAGCAUUUGGCAGUGGCUUAAGGAAAUUUACAAAUCAGGAAGUGAACAAAAAGCAAAGGAUUCUGCUGAAAAAACAAAAAAACAAAAAGGAAAACCGAAAGGAAAGGGAAAAGGAAAAGAGAUGGAAAAAGGGAAAGAAAAUGAAAAGAAAAAAGGAACGGAUAAAGAAAAAGUUAUAGAAAAAGGGAAAGAAAAAGAAAAGGAAAAAGGAACGGAUAAAGAAAAAGGAACAGAAAAAGGGAAAGAAAAAGAAAAGGAAAAAGAAAAAGAAGAAAAGGAAGGAGGUUCCUUCUUCGGUCACCUGCUUGGGUAUGACGAUGAAGAAAAAGAAAAAAAGGAAGAAAAAGAAGAAGGAGGUUCUUUCUUUGGCCGCAUUCUAGGGUAUGGAAAUGAGGAAAAAGAAGAAGAAAAAGAAGAAAAAAAAGAAGAAAGCAAGGCAGAAGAAAAGGGAGGUUUCUUCAGUCGUAUUCUCGGGUAUGGAGAUGAUGAAAAAGAAGACAAAGAAGAAGACAAAAAAGAAGAAGAUGAUGAUGAUGAAAAAGGAGGUUUCUUCAGUCGUAUUCUCGGGUAUGGACAUGACAAAGAAGAAGACAAAAAAGAAGAAGAAGAUGAUGAUGAUGAAGAAGGAGGUUCUUUCUUCAGUACCAUAACAGGCACAAUUUACGAUUAUGUCCAUCUGGACGACAUGGCAAGUGAAACGGUGGAAAGUAUACUACACCUGUUUGACUGUGAUGAUGAGGAGGAGAGCGCCCAGCACGUGCAGAAAAUACAUAAGAACAUGUCAGGCGUAGAUUCGGAACAUGCCAAGAAACCUGAGAAAAACAUGGCGGGAAAGAGCAAAGAGGAGAAACAUGAGUCUCUUGCAGAGUAUGCUGUUGAUGCAUUCAGCGCAUUCCAAAAUUUUUUGCCUGGUUUAUCAAAUGUUACCAAGAUAAAGAUGAACAAGCAUCCACAGGCUGGCAGAGCUGCAGUCCCUCAUAGAAAGGCCUGUGUCUGUGUCACUUUAGAAACCAAGGUUCCAGACGAUAUGCUGUCAGAUGAGCGCAGUUAUCUGGAAGACGCGGGGCUUGUGCUGAACUCUCCGUAUGUGGCUGCUCUUCGGCCUGAGAGGAAUGUGAAACUCAUCCUGUCCUUUGAUUUCAGUGCCGGGGAUCCAUUCAUGACUGUGGUUCAGGCUGCUGAACACUGCAAGCACACGGGCAUUCCCUUCCCCCCAGUGGAAGUUCCAGACGAAGACAGGAAACAUCCGAAGGACUUCUAUGUGUUCAAGAGUGAAAACACUCCCACUGUCAUCCACAUUCCACUCUUCAACAUGGUCAACUGCAAAGGAGAUGUCGAUAAGUGGAGGGAGACGUAUCCAACAUUCAGGCCAGCCUACGACAGAGAAACGAUGGAGGAAUUAAUACGGGUGUCGGGCCUGAAUGUGAUAAACAACAAGGAAAAAAUCUUUAAAGAAAUUGCAGCUUUGUGCAAGUGAAAAUCCAUCUAACAGGCCUCAGACAGGGAGGUACCCUAAUUUAAAAAUAAAGUUAAUAAAGUGAGAUCAAACUAAUUCAGAAUAUACAGCACCACCAUCUUUUGACUCCACUCACUGUUUGUAAAAAAACAGCUAGCUGAGUAUCAGUGUUUAGCUGUUUAGCGAGUCAUCCCUCAUUCUCACAGGUGGUUUUUAGUCUUCUUGUCUUCCAAAUCCAAGUAGUCUUUACACUUCCUUCCCUGUCAGGUUGAUCCAUGAGUACAGAUGGAACACAGUGACAAAUUAAAUCGAUAGUCUGAAGAGAUUAUUUUUAAGUAUCUAAUAGCUUAAUUAAAGAUGGCAUCCUGCUGGCAAUCUAUUCUUUCUUUCUUAGCACUGGUGUCACUGUGUUUUAUUUAUAUUUACAACACAGUUUUUUCUUCAGAAUAUCAAGCAUUUGCAAGCAAGAACCUGAACAGUUGAAGUUCUUCACAAUCUUAAGUGAAAGUCUGGACCUAUGCUUUGCCCCUGAAACAUGUACCUGAAUUUCUUUCCUUGGGUGUGUUUAUUCAUUUGUGCGAUCCAUAGUCCUUGUUAGGGAAGAUUCUUUUCUACUGCUGUAUCUGACUUUGGAUUGUUACAUCUGACUGGAAGUGACUGCAUUUCCCUGUAAUCUUUCACAUUUGAUACUCAAUUAAUUGUAAUGGUCUGUGCAAGUCUAGCCUGGUAACUUCACAGAAGCACUCAUCAAGCGCUUGUGAGAUUUAAUCUGGUGAAUGCCACAGCCAAAAGUUCAUGUAAUUAACUUCAACUGAAUAAAGCAUUUUAUUCUACCAGA